Puccinia graminis f. sp. tritici CRL 75-36-700-3 is the source of this 1398-nucleotide messenger RNA. RefSeq names its product adenosinetriphosphatase. Gene Ontology annotation, molecular function: RNA binding. Gene Ontology annotation, cellular component: intracellular anatomical structure; catalytic step 2 spliceosome. The transcript is spliced from 6 exons. The record is from RefSeq and is a predicted model, not a curated record. NCBI's taxonomy places the organism in Eukaryota, Fungi, Basidiomycota, Pucciniomycetes, Pucciniales, Pucciniaceae. The coding region runs from base 1 to 1398 and encodes 465 amino acids.
AUGACUGACGGCGUCGGAAUGCUGCUCAGGGAAUUCACGACCAAACCCAAUCUGGCUGGUUAUAGUGCCAUGAUUAUUGAUGAAGCUCAUGAGCGUACACUGAGUACAGAUAUCUUAUUAGGCCUUGUCAAGGACAUUGCUCGUUUUAGACCCGACUUCCAGCUUCUGAUCUGCAGUGUGACAAUGAAUGCCGUGAAGUUCUCAGAAUAUUUUUAUGAUGCUCCAAUCUUCAAUAUUCUGGGAAAAAUGUAUCCAGUAGAUAUCAUGUACACUCCCAACCCAGAGGCAAACUACCUCUAUGCAGCAGUGGCCAUAAUCUUCCAAAUCCAUACCACCAAACCAAAGGCUGACAUCCUGGUAUUUUUUACUGGCCAAGAUGAGAUCAGAGCCUCCCAAGAAAACUUAGAGGAAACCGCAAGAGCCUUAGGCAAUAAAAUUGGGGAAUUGAUGAUAUGUCCGAUCUAUGCCAAUCUACCCACCAAUAUGCAGGCUAAGAUCUUUGAGCCAACGCCUGAUAGAGCUCAAAAAUUUCUUCUGGCUACAAAUAUUUCCAAAACUUUGAUCACUAUCAAUGGCGUGGUUUAUGUCAUUGACCCCGGUUUUGUGAAACAGAACUCUUAUAACCCUUGUACCGGUAUGGAAUCUUUGGUUUUCUUCCUGUUUUGUUUGCCUGCGGCCGCCAAUCAACGUGCCGGUCGAGCGGGGCGAGUGGCCCCAGGGAAAUGUUUCAGACUAUAUACAAAGUCAGCUUACAUGAAAGAGAUAGACAAAGACACUGUUGUGGAGAUCCAACAAACAAACCUGGCCAAUGUGGUGUUACUGUUAAAAUCAUUAGGGAUCAACAAUCUGAUUGGCUUUGAUUUCUUGGACCCACCUCCUGGCAUGACCGCAUAUAUUGGGCGUGCAGGUAGGCACGCCAACCUGAAGGGUAUACCCCCUGCAGGCGAGUGGCGUGCCUGCCUGCACUGUUGGAUUGAUCAAUCCUCAGUUGAGGAACAAAUCAAGCGGAUUGAUGAGGUACAAUCAGAACUCAAGUUAUGUCUGGAAGCGGCUCAGGAAUCAAUGAAGGCCCAAUUCAACAAAGGCGUGAAAGACACCCCAAAUUGGAAUGUUGGCGAGGAGGUUUGGCUCAACAGCAAGAAUAUCUCAACAACAAGACCCAGCCCCAAGUUGGACCACCAAUGGCUAGGACCACUUCAAAUUUCCAAAAAGAUAUCCAACUCUGUCUACAAACUGACACUGCCAUUAUCCAUGCAGGGUGUUCACCCAGUGUUCCAUGUUUCAGUACUGCAAAAACACAACUCAGACACCAUCACUGGGAGAUGCCAUCCAUCACCAGAACCGGUACAGGUCAACAACGAGGAGGAGUGGGAAGUGGAAGGCGUGCUGGACUGUUGA